This is a messenger RNA of Bufo gargarizans (Asiatic toad), 2565 nucleotides long. RefSeq names its product ras homolog family member T2 (gene RHOT2). Gene Ontology annotation, cellular component: mitochondrial outer membrane. NCBI's taxonomy places the organism in Eukaryota, Metazoa, Chordata, Amphibia, Anura, Bufonidae. Gene Ontology annotation, molecular function: GTP binding; calcium ion binding; GTPase activity. Gene Ontology annotation, biological process: small GTPase-mediated signal transduction; mitochondrion organization. The record is from RefSeq and is a predicted model, not a curated record. Bases 65 to 1915 code for a protein of 616 amino acids. The transcript is spliced from 19 exons.
GUGGAGUUCUGUCACUGGCGGUCCGCCUGGAUACCCGGAAGUCGAUGUUGGUGGCACCGGGAUCAUGAAGCGGGACGUGAGGAUCCUCCUUUUGGGGGAGGCCCAAGUGGGAAAGACGUCUCUGAUAAUGGCGCUGGUGGGGGAGGAGUUCCCGGAUGAGGUGCCGGCCCGGGCGGAGGAGAUCACGAUACCGGCCGACGUGACGCCAGAGCGGGUCCCCACACACAUCGUGGACACCUCCGAAGUGGAGCAGACGGAGGACGAGCUCCGGGAGGAGAUUACAAAGGCAAACGUUGUCUGCAUUGUGUACGACGUCUCAGAGGCCGACACCAUUGCGAAGAUUUCCUCUAAGUGGAUCCCCCUGGUGAACGGCCAUGCAGAGCGGAACUCACGGCUUCCCAUAAUCCUUGUGGGGAAUAAGUCAGAUCUCCAGUGCGGCAGCUCCAUGGAGUCCAUCCUGCCGAUUAUGAACCGGUUCUCAGAAAUCGAGACCUGCGUGGAGUGUUCUGCUAAGAACCUCAAGAACAUCUCUGAAGUCUUCUACUAUGCCCAGAAAGCUGUCCUUCACCCCACCGCCCCCCUGUACGACCCGGAGGAGAAGCAGCUGAGGCCGCAGUGCAGAAAAGCUCUGACCCGAAUAUUCACCAUCUCAGACCAAGACAACAAUCAGAUCAUGAGCGAUGACGAGCUGAACUACUUCCAGCAGUCCUGUUUUGGGAACCCCUUGGUCCCUCAGGCCAUGGAAGAUGUGAAGAUGGUUGUCAGGAAGAACACCGCUGACGGAGUCCGUGAUAAUGGACUGACGCUAAACGGCUUUCUUUUCCUCAACACCCUCUUCAUCCAGCGGGGGCGCCACGAGACCACGUGGACCAUUCUGCGACGCUUUGGUUAUGACGAUACACUGGAGCUUACUGACGACUACCUCUACCCACCGCUCCGCGUCCCCCAUGAUUCUUCCACUGAACUCAACCAUUUUGGCUACCAGUUCCUCCAGAAGAUCUUUGAGAAGCACGACCUGGAUGGCGAUGGUGCACUAAGUCCCUCAGAGCUUCAGAGUUUCUUCAGCGUUUUCCCAUAUACCCCCUGGGGCCCGGAGCUAAGCAGCACAGUGUGCAUGGCGGACGAUGGUCUGCUGUCUCUCCAUGGGUUCAUGUGCCAAUGGACGUUAGUGGCCUAUCUAGAUGUCCAUCGUUGCCUGGAAUAUCUGGGGUACUUGGGGUACCCCAUCCUGUGUGAGCAGGACAGCCAGACUCAGGCCAUCACAGUGACCCGGGAGAAGCGGAUAGAUUUGGAAAAAGGACAAACCCAGAGAAAUGUUUUCCUAUGUAAAGUGAUUGGCCCCCGCGGGACGGGUAAAUCUGCCUUCCUGCGGGCGUUCCUGGGGCAGAGUCUUGAGGUGCAGCAGCAGGGCCGCCGGCCGCCCUCCUUCUACUCUGUCAACACGGUGCUUGUCGGUGGCCAGGAGAAGUACCUCAUUCUCUUUGAGGUGGAUGUGGACACGGAGUUCCUGAAACAGUCAGACGCUGCCUGCGAUGUCGCCUGCCUGAUGUACGACGUCAGCGACCCCAAAUCCUUCAACUACUGUGCCAGUAUCUACAAGCAGCACUACAUGGACAGCCAGACGCCCUGUAUGUUUGUGGGGUGUAAGUGGGACCAAGGAGAAGUAAAGCAGCAGCACGGGAUCUCCCCUUCCGAAUUCUGCCACAAACACCGGCUGCCGCCACCUUACCACUUCAGCUGCCAGGGCUCCGUGGACCAAACCAUCUACAACAAGUUGGCCGCAGCCGCUGCCUUCCCGCACCUGCACGACACGGAGCUGAGCACGGCCUCGUUCUGGCUGCGCGUGGCGCUGGGAGCCACCGUCGCUGCCCUCGUGGGAAUCACUCUCUAUAAAGCUCUGCUGCGCAGCAAAUAACCAGCGCUACCUCUGCUCAUCCAGAUCCAGACCAGCACACGCCCGUCACUGACACUUUUAACCCCUUCCGCUCUGACAAGGGAACUUCUCGUGUCCUGUCCUUAUUUUAUUUUGUAUUACUUUUCAGUGUUGGAUUCACGUCUGCAAAUAGUUUGCUUGCCUUGUGCCUUUUACUCCAGUCACAGCCAGAGCUGCAUUCAGUCCUGUUCCCGAUGCAGGUCCUCACAUCUUCUUCUGGCCAGAGCAUCCUGCUGUAUUGCAUUAUAGGAGAGGUAAUGUGUACGUUAUCAGAGGACAUUGCAUUAUGGGAGCUGUUAGUGUUGUGCCGGUCAGCACUGUGCUACGCAGCUUUGGAUGGGACUGGAGUACAAGACAGGAUUGAUCUCGAGAUCCAUGAAGCGAUGAAGAGAAGUGAAUGAAUUCCCUUUUCAUGAAGCGAUUCCAAGACCAAAGUGACCCCGGAAGCUUCAGGUCCAGAUGUUUUAUUUCCUAAUGAACUAAUCUGAUGGAGGUUAUUGUCUGCAGUAAUGGAGGGGCCCCCAGCGCCUCGCGCCUCCCGAUAUAAAGGCCGCAGCACAGACGUCUUGGAGGGUCUCCUGUGUGUACGGACUGAUUCACAAAUUGACUUAUAUAAAGCAAUUUUAAAGAAA